This is a messenger RNA of Malurus melanocephalus (red-backed fairy wren), 1006 nucleotides long. Its product is annotated as vitelline membrane outer layer protein 1 homolog. Lineage: Eukaryota; Metazoa; Chordata; Aves; Passeriformes; Maluridae. The record is from RefSeq and is a predicted model, not a curated record. The annotation marks the transcript as partial. The transcript has 2 exons.
GGGUUUGGGGACACGGAGGUGACACAGGAGGUGACAAUUUUUGGGUCACACAGGUGGAGCCCCACAAGGGGUUCUUCGGGGACGACACGGGGCUCAACGGGGUCCGGCUGCUCUGUGACAAAUCCGGCCAGGCCACGUCCAGCGAGGGACCGCGCGGUUCCUGGGGCCGGCCGGAGUCGUGUCCCCCCGGGCAGCGUUUGGUGGCGUUCCGGCUGCGCGUGGAGGAGCCGCGGGGGCUGUGGGACGACACGGCCGCCAACGCCAUGGCCGCCAUCUGCUCGGGGGGCUCGCUGCUCGAGGGCCGAGGUGGCCCCCAGGGCUCCUGGGGCAACUGGAGCCUCCCGUGCCCGCCCGGGGCCGGGGUCUGCGGGCUCCGCACGCGCCUGGAGCCGCCCCAGCGCGGGGGCGACGACACCGGGCUGAACGAUGUGGAUCUGUACUGCUGCUCCUGAGGGGUCACUCGGGACCCCCAGACCCCUCCCCAUUGACCCCAUGGACCCCUGAGACCCUCCUGAAAUCCCCCAAAAUCCCCUGAGACCCCUGAGACCCCCCUGACACCCACCCAGAGCCGCCCCAGCGCGGGGGCGACGACACCGGGCUGAACGAUGUGGAUCUGUACUGCUGCUCCUGAGGGGUCACUCGGGACCCCCAGACCCCUGGGACCACCCCAUUGACCCCUGAGACCCCCUGGGACCACCCUGAGACCACCCUGGGACCCCCUGAUUGACCCCAUUGACCCCACACCAGCCUGGAGCUGCCCCAGCAGCCCUGGGACCACCUUGGGACCACCUUGGGACCAUCCUGGGGGACUUUAGGACCACCCUGGGACCCCAUGACACCCCCUGAGACCCCCUGGGACCACCCUGAAACCCCCUGGGACCACCCUGGGACCCCCUGGGACCACCCUGGGACCACCCUGAGGCCCCCUGGGACCACCCUGAGACCCCCCCCAUUUUACCCCAUUGACCCCAUGGACCCCUCCCCCAAUAAACUCGAUUUAAUCCAC